AUGAUGACUGCGUCACUUUCCAGCGAUGGAGCAGAAACAUUUUUGUUCGAGCAUCCAACGCUUGGCUCGAUGACUGGCAUAGUCACUCCAGAUACCCCAGAUGUUGUACGAUUUCGAGCUGUGCCUUACGCAAUACUGCCCGGGCGCUUCAAGCAAUCCGUGCUUCGGGAGAGUUUCGACGAGCUUUCUCGAGACUUCACAAAGCAGGGCUAUGCGAGUCCGCAUUCCUUCGGAAUGGAUGAUAUUCACAGUGGCGGUCUAUACCCGGGCCAAGAUACUAUUGAAGCAAGCGAGUCCGACUGCUUGAUACUGGAUGUCAACGUGCCCAAAGUACACUUGAGAGCCACAAUGGGUAAACUUCCAGUAAUGACUUACGUGCAUGGCGGGGCGUUCGUGCUUGGGAAACUAGAUGCGCAGCACAACACGGCACCCAUGGUCCAGCACGCUAUAAAUCUCAAGAAACCGGUCAUUACGACUUCAGUACAAUAUCGACUUGGAGCGCUGGGCUUUAUGGCCACACCAGACGGCGAAAAGAACUUUGGUCUUAAGGAUCAACGUAACGCGUUACUCUGGAUACAAAACUUCAUCGGUGGCUUUGGUGGUGACAAGAGUCGCAUCACGCUAUUUGGAGAAAGUGCGGGAGGCUACUCAAUAUGCUGCCACAUGCUAUCACCUCGAUCAUCAACUGGACCGCUUUUCAAUCGUGUUAUCAUCAUGUCCGGAGUCAUGGGGCCGAUGCUGUGUCCUGUUUCAGAGGACAAGGCUGCGACAGCCUUCGCGAGGGUCUGUGAGAACUUGGGCAUCGAAGAGACCGGUGAGGUUGCGCUCGAGAGGCUUCGAGCGUUCGAUGUCCAAGACAUCGUCUCUGCAAGUGAUGCCUGGUAUGCUAAGGGCAAUUCCUGGUCACCAGUUCAAGACCUAUCUUUUUUCCGCUCGAAGAUUGCCUGGGACAAUGUACAUGAAUUGCUUGGCAGGUGUGAAUGGGUAGACAACAUGAUUGUAGGCAACACGGGAUUCGAAGGACAGGCAUGUAUCGAUAUCGCAAACUCUUUGACACCAACGACUUUCUACGAGCAUCUGAAGCUGGCAUUAAGCGGCAAUGCUGCACGAAAGAUUAUGGAAGCAUACCAUGUGACGCUAGACAUGGACCAGAACCUCUUCCUCACAUCAGCAAUGCGUUGGUUCGGCGACAUAGUGUUCGACGCACCUAUACAUGCAUUCACGAAACACAUUACCAGGGAGACUAAGAAGAAUAUCUAUCGCUACAUUUUCGACGUCGGUAACCCCUUCCCCACCGCGCCCUUCUACCAACAGGCCCACCACUGGGGCGAUGUGUACUUCAUCUUCCGUACCAUGCAAUUCCGAUUCCCCUACAAACAUCUCAAGAGAAUCAGCGACAAGCAUGCAGAACUCUGGAUCAAUUUUGCGAACGGUGAGGCGCCGUGGAACGCAUUCGGAGACUGGCAUGGAGGUGUGAUCAUGGUGGCAGAUGAGAGGGAUGGGUGGGCCCACAGGAUGAUGGGGCAGCAUGAAGACAUGAGUGGAGUAGAGUUUGCGAGGCUCGACAGUUUGUGGGAGGCAUGGGGCGAGAAGAAGGGCGAGAUGUGGUUGCCAUUGGAUAUGGUGGCCCUGAAGGAUGCAGCACCUUAA
Parastagonospora nodorum SN15 is the source of this 1650-nucleotide messenger RNA. RefSeq lists its product as hypothetical. Lineage: Eukaryota; Fungi; Ascomycota; Dothideomycetes; Pleosporales; Phaeosphaeriaceae. The transcript has 2 exons. The record is from RefSeq and is a predicted model, not a curated record. The coding region runs from base 1 to 1650 and encodes 549 amino acids.